Messenger RNA from Dioscorea cayenensis subsp. rotundata (Guinea yam), 991 nucleotides. Its product is annotated as binding partner of ACD11 1-like. The transcript has 5 exons. The coding region runs from base 55 to 789 and encodes 244 amino acids. Lineage: Eukaryota; Viridiplantae; Streptophyta; Magnoliopsida; Dioscoreales; Dioscoreaceae. The record is from RefSeq and is a predicted model, not a curated record. Gene Ontology annotation, molecular function: RNA binding.
GGUCUCAGGGCUGCUUCUCUUGGGAAUCUCUCGCUUCUCUAAAUCCUCUCUCCGAUGUCGGUGAGGACAGUGAAAGUGACCAAUGUGUCACUUAGUGCAUCUGAGAAGGAUGUGAGAGAGUUCUUCUCGUUUUCUGGUGAUAUUGAGUAUGUGGAGAUGCAAAGUGCAGAUGAGUGGUCUCAAAUAGCGUAUGUGACUUUCAAAGAUCCACAGGGAGCAGAUACAGCACUGCUUCUUUCGGGAGCAACUAUAGUUGAUCUUUCUGUCAUCAUUACACCGGCACCAGAGUACCAAAUUCCUUCCCAUGUUGUCACUCCUCCCACGGAUGCACAGACAGGCACUUCCUCAUCUUCUGAUUCCGCCGUUCAGAAAGCUGAAGAUGUUGUCAGUACCAUGCUCGCCAAAGGCUUUGUCCUGGGGAAAGAUGCCAUCGGCAAAGCAAAAUCUUUUGAUGAGAAGCUCCGAAUCACAUUGACCGCUACCUCCACGGUAACUUCAAUUGACAAGAAGAUCGGGCUGAGUGAGAAGAUAAGUGCAGGGACCUCGGUAGUUAACGAUAAGGUCAAGGAAAUGGAUCAGAGAUUUCAUGUCUCGGAGAAGACAAAAUCUGCAUUUGCUGCUGCAGAGCAGACAGUGAGCAACGCAGGAUCGGCAAUUCUUAAAAACAGGUAUAUAUUCACAGGUGCAUCAUGGGUCACCGGAGCUUUUAACAAGGUUGCGAAGGCUGCAACUGAUGUCGGCUCCAAAACAAAAGAAAAGGUAGCUGCUGAGCAAAGCCAGGAGAAAUAAGGGUUCGCAACCUCGAUGUGUAUGAUACUUUCAAUUCUCUGUGAAAGUGUUGUCUUUGUGUCACUUGGGCAGGUAUGUUUGCAUAUUUCACUUUGUAGUCUAUAGUUUAUAGUUUAUAGCUGUGAUUGCAGGGCUAAGUGUAAACAGUGUUAUACUUGGCUGCGCAUCUUUUAUCUUCAUUCCUAAGUUCUUGUUCUGUCAA